AUGCAGUACCGGCUUGAUGCGAAGCUUGCCCAAGCCCUGAAGCGAAUCUGCACCCCAAAGCCACGAACUGGACGAUUGGAUGUGAACCCGGACAUCUACAAGCAGUGGAAAGCAGGUGGUGAGCAGCGCAAGCUUCUUACCAAAAUGCUUGCUUCUUGCGAGGGCAAGAAGGCUGAGUUCUUGAAGAAGGUCGAGCAUUGGCGCACAAGCCAGCGCCGCAACAAGAUUACGAUUACGUCUGGAUUCUACAGCAAGAAGCAAAUGAAGGAAACCCUUCUUUGGGAUAAGCGUGACAAGUAUCAGCCGAAGAUUAUGCUCUUCUGGGUAGACGUCCAGACUACUGGUGUGCGAGAAAAGGAAACGGCUGAAGGAAUCAAUGAGAACACCUAUAUUGAAGGUGAGGCAGCGGAUGACUUCGAUUUUGGGGGCAUGGACAUGCAGGGCUUGGAGGAUUCCAUGUCUGACCAGGGCAUGGGUCCUGAUGAUGAUGAUGAUGAUGAUGCUGGAGAUGAGGAUGGUUCAUCGCGGAAGAAGAAGGGCAAGGGCAAAGGUGGUUCGCUACAGCGUGAAGUGGCUUUGGAGGCUGCCGAGAACCUGGGCGAGGUGAUUGCCAACACCCUGCGGCAUGUGAAGACAAUGGACAACCACCUCAACAGCAUUAUGUCCCUCCAUGAUCAGCUGGCCGACCUCAAGGCGGAUAUCGAUGGAUGUCGUACGGAGCCACCUCAGGAGAAGCUAAAGAAGAUCCAGGAGUGUGUGCACCAGGUGGAAACCAGGUGUGCGCGUGCCGUGAUGGAGGAUACGAAGCUGAAGCGGACUGUGCUGAAGCGACAGUCGUCUGGCGGCAACGAUGGUUCGGCGAAGCCUGAGAAGAGCGCUGGCCACCCCAAGUCGGGGAGCAAGAAGGUCAUGGUAAAGGUCCAUCAGCGAGAUCCAAAUCCACGUUUGGUCCUGCUGCUCAAGAAGUGGAAACUGGAUCCUCACCAUGUGGUUUUUCGGGCCCACUCCGAGAGGCUUGAUUCGUGCAUACCUAUCUUCAUCCACUGCGACGAGGGCACCAGUGUUAAGAAGAAGGGUCUCAUGAUUAUUCAGUGGCAGCCGUUGUUAGGAUAUGGCUCCUCUCGGGAAAGCAACGAUGUCAACUACAUAGGCCCAAGUGUGAUGACCAGGUUUUUAUACAGCUGCAUACUGGCUGUAGCCUAUGGUGGCAAGCACAAGAACAAACCGCUACUGGAGCUGACCCGCCAUCUUGCUAUGGAGUUUCGAUCUUUGUUUCAUUCCGGUAUUGAUGUCAAGCUGCCAUCAGGCGAACAUCAGAAAUUGUUCCCGGUUGUGAUGGGGAUCAAGGGAGACUGGGGAGGGCUUGCCAAGGUUGGCACGCUAACACGCAGCUACACAAGGGAUGCCCCAACCAAACCAUAUGGAAUUGGGAUCUGCCAUUUAUGCAUGGCUGGAACCGAAUCCCAUCCUUGGCACAAAGUGGAUUAUGACUCCAUGGUGAAGGCCCAUGAUGAUCCCGAUCCCCCAUGGAAGGAUCCGCCCCCCUUUGUUGAACACAUCCCGAUGAACUUGUCCAAAGCUGCAGAGUUCUUUCGACCAGAUGUUUUCCACACUUGCCACAAGGGUGUGGCAGCCGACGCAUGUGCAAAUGCGAUAGUGACUCUCAUUGAUUUCGGCUACUACCCCCAUGGCGUGUUUCAGGCCAAGCUCGAUAUUAUCUACAGCGAGGUGGUGGAAUUUUGCAAAACGUGCUGGUUCAAAGGAGCUGACACAACUAUCAUCAGCCUUUUCUUGGAACAGAAGCUCUCCAGCCUCAUGCCUACUUGUGAUCGAGAAUUUCGAAAGUACUUCCUGAAGAUCCUGGAAACGAUCUCAAGUAUGAACAAGUUUCUCAGCGGACUGUAUCAUGCUGAUGUUUGGUUGAGCCCUGAAGAAUGUGCGUCUGCAAUUGCAACUGGCCGAGCUUUCUUGGAUGGCUUCAGGUUUUGUGCAGACCACGCAUUCCUAGUCCUGAACUCAACGCGCUGGAAGUACCAACCCAAAUAUCAUUUGUUUGGGGAGAUUGUGUUUAAGUUGGAGCAGAGUCACCGUGCCAAAUGCCCUUGCCUAAAUCCUAUCAUAGAGUCGACGCAAGUCGACGAAGACUUUGUCGGGCGAAUCGCCCGUUUCUCAACUUCAGUUUCCAUCAGAAAAAUCAGCGAGCGUACUUUGAAGAAGUAUUUGCUAUCGCUGGCUGGCUAUUGGUAA
Symbiodinium pilosum is the source of this 2247-nucleotide messenger RNA. The record is from the annotation of a GenBank genome assembly. NCBI's taxonomy places the organism in Eukaryota, Dinophyceae, Suessiales, Symbiodiniaceae.